AUGGAUUUUAAGUCAAGAAAAAUUGUUUUGAAUAAAGGAAUCCAAUUAUUUACGGAUGGUGCUAAGAGUAAGGAUAGUGUUGGUGCUGCGUUUGUUGUUUUUUGUGAUGGUGUUGAAGUUUAUUUUGAAAAAAUUAAAUUAGGUGCGUUAUGUGAUAACUAUUAUGCGGAAUUAUUGGCAGUGAAUAGUGCAAUUAAAUAUGUUAUUAAAGAAAAGUUAGAUAAGUGUGAAUUAUAUAAUGAUAGUAUUUCAGUUUUAAAAUGCCUAAAGAACAUGAGGAAACCAUCUAUUUUGCAAAAGGAUACAUGGAAUUUGAUUAAAGAUUCAGGUAGUAAUAUUGAUUUCUUUUGGAUUAAGGGUCACUCUGGAAUCAAGGGUAAUGAAAGAGCUGAUCAGUUAGCUAAAGAAGCUUCGAUCUGUGAAGAUUUACAAAUUGAUUUAAAUGUGCUUUCUAAGAGAUCAGUGAAAAAUAGGAUUAUUAAAUUUAUGUUGAAAAAAUGGCAAGAUAGAUGGGAUAACUCAGUGACUGGGAGGUUGACUUAUCAGUUUAUAUCUAGAGUUGGUAGGGUAGAUAGAUUUUUAAAAACCGAAACUGUAGAGUUAAUUACUGGUCAUGGCAAUUUUGAGGAGUAUUUAGUAGUUUGA
Molecule: messenger RNA, 645 nt
Organism: Onthophagus taurus
Lineage: Eukaryota; Metazoa; Arthropoda; Insecta; Coleoptera; Scarabaeidae
Product: ribonuclease H-like
Biological process (GO): DNA replication, removal of RNA primer
Molecular function (GO): RNA-DNA hybrid ribonuclease activity; nucleic acid binding
Source: RefSeq, a predicted model, not a curated record